CGGUGCAAGAAAACGUGUGCCGGAACGAAGGCGUUUGUUCCUACCCGAGUUACAAAAUGUGGCGCACCAUCAGUACCAGUGUUUUGAGAUAUUCGUUGCAUUUCUGUUGAUUCCCGUUUUUACAAACUUGGACUGUUUUGUUUUUUUAUUUUACGAGUCAAUGGACUGACGGUGGGCAGCAGAAAUGCUGUUUAAAGAUCUCCCCAGAGAAGCCCUGAUACGGCCCUUGUCCAGAAAUGAAGUGGUGGGUAUGUUGCUGAGGUUGACCAUCUUUGGUGCAGUGACCUACUACGGCAUCAAAUGGGUUGUAGAUGCUAUGGACCCCACCUCCAAACAGAAAACCCAGGCCAAGAAAAGGGCAGAACAGCUGAUGAAGAGAAUUGGUGUCGAGGGGGUCAGACUAACAGAGUAUGAGAUGAACAUUGCAUGUCAACUGGUUGAUCCACAAACUAUGAAGGUGUCCUGGAGAGAUAUAGCAGGUCUGGAUGAGGUUAUAAAUGAGCUGCAAGACACAGUCAUCCUUCCCUUUCAGAAAAGACAUCUUUUAGCUGGAUCCAAACUCUUUCAGCCUCCUAAAGGUGUUUUAUUGUUUGGUCCUCCAGGAUGCGGGAAGACCAUGAUUGCCAAGGCAACAGCCAAAGCCUCAGGCUGCAAGUUCAUCAACCUUCAGGCCUCCACCCUUACAGACAUGUGGUAUGGCGAAUCACAGAAGCUGGCUGCUGCUGUCUUCUCAUUGGCUGUCAAAAUCCAGCCCUGCAUCAUCUUCAUUGAUGAGAUUGACUCAUUUCUGAGAAACCGCUCCGCUCUGGACCAUGAAGCCACGGCCAUGAUGAAGGCCCAGUUCAUGAGCUUGUGGGAUGGCCUGGAUACUUCCUCCACCACCCAGGUGAUGGUGAUGGGGGCUACAAACAGGCCACUGGAUGUGGAUCCAGCCAUUCUGCGCAGGAUGCCCACCACUUUUCAUGUUGGCCUGCCCAACACAAGACAAAGACAGGACAUCCUGAGGCUGAUUUUAACAGGAGAAAAUCUGAGCAACGCCAUUAAUCUGAAGGAGAUUGCUGAGAAGACAGAGGGCUACUCUGGCAGUGACCUCCGGGAGCUUUGCCGCGAUGCUGCCAUGUACCGGGUCCGGGACUACGUCCGCAAGGAGCAGAUGAGGCAGAUCGCUCAGCAGCUACAGGACUGUCAGGAGGAGGAGGAAAAGCCUGUAGAUGAGGAGCGGUUGCGGCCCGUGACUCACCUGGAUCUCCUCUUCGGUCUGGACAAGAUGAAGGAAUCCAAGAGGGCCACUGCCUUCAUGUUACCCAGUGUAUCGGAAGUUCCCCUGGACUAACUGCACAUUUCCAGUACACAACCCUGCUAUGUGUGUACAGUUAAAAUAAGUUAUUGAAUCAAGUGUCUCCUCGAAGCCACUGACCAGCUCUAGUGGACUGAUUUAGAGUCAAGUGUUUUGCUCAAGUUGAAAGUUUGGAAGAAGAGAAAGACAACAUUCUAAAGUUUUCAUAUACACACCGCUGACUUAGACAUGGUCAUGAGCAGAGGGGAUUAAACCUGAUGACUCAUGAUUCAUGAGUCAUUUAAAGUCUGGACUCCAGACCAGUGUAAUCCUUAAAUCUAACCAUCAGUCCCAUCUUUCUUUUUUGAGCGAACAUAUCUUUUAAUAACAAAGACUUUAAAGUGAUAUUAUCUGAGCAGUAAGAAGUGAUUCAGCUUAUCCUGGUGCCCACAAGUCAGACUCCACAAUAUUUUCUGCGAGUGUUGUAUGAUAGAUAAUUUCUCAGUAAUUUAUUUCAGAAAUAUGACUUCUGCAAAUAACAAUGUGUCUAGCAAAGAGAUAGCUUUUUAAUUUUUAGGAAUGUUGGCAUUCAGCCAAAGUUUAUGUAUGUAUUUGUCUUUUUAAAUGUCAGACCCAAGUUCAGUUCUUCAAAAAGAACUCUGCCUCCAUCUCUUUUACUGUAGCUGUGUAAAUUGAAAGCAAAGUGAUAAUUGCUUUCAUCUGGUAGAGGUUCUGAUAUUGUUUUGCCUGAAACUGGAUGUCAUCACUUUUUGCUUUCCCCAGUCAUUCCCAUCAACAUCUCUGCUUUUAAAAGCAAGAGAGGAUGGAUUUAUCGAGUGUGGGGUUUUAACAGAAAACUGCAGUAAUGUGAUACUCAUCAUGUAAUGAGAUACUGCUCUCAAGGAGUGCAAAGUCUUUCUUUUGAGAUUGCAAUACCAAGUCACCGUUAAAUAUACUGUAUGUUUUUAGUCAUAAAGUAAGAACUGCUGUAGAUGCCAUCAAGUCACAGUAUGCCCAUGUUUUAAUUUAGAAACCUGAUUCACCAGAUUCAGUCUUGUUCAUUACUUUUCAGUACAUAAAGGCAGGAUCACUUCAAUUUCAGAUAAAACAAAAUAGUCACUGAAUAACCUUGAUUUUGGAUGCUCCAAUAGCGAGGCGGCCUUUUUUGGAGAAGUCAUAUAAAAAAGUAGAUAAAACAAUAAAGACUGGGUCACCACCUAAAUGCUGUAAUAGGAACCCAGCUAUAAUGAUCUGAGCCAUGAGCAGCAAUAAAACGCACAGUUGUAAGCCAUUAUCUGAUUGUGAUGGCCCUACUUCUGUGUGGUUGUAAAAACAGAUGUACAUGUUCUAUUAUUGUUAUCACUUCUUGUGCUGCUGCAUGUUUGUAAAUGUGGAAGCAAAAUGUUAGGAUAGGCAUAGGGCCAGGACUAGGAAUGUACCUGAUAUUACCCAAUCCACUUAAUGCUCUUCAGUACAUUCAAUGUUGUAUUCUCUUGUCGAGUCUUCUGCACUUCAUAUUUUGUUCCACCCAAAACAACAAUAGCUGUUACUUUGUGAAGUCUUUUCACAAUGGGUUUUUUUAGUGUCAUACUUAUUGUGUAGUUAUCAAUAGCGAGUCUCCAUUGUUUUACUCAACAUUUUUAUAAUGAACUUUUUCAUUGAUUUUCUGUCAAGGACUGACAGGAGAGCAUGGCUUUAAAAUUCAAUCGCUUUCAAUGAGCUGUCACUCUGAAAUUGUUGCCAUGCUUUUUCCUGCCUUCUAUCUUUAUGAAAAGCCUCGUUAUUUGCCACAUGGUCACAGCAUGUGUUCAUGGAUCUGUUCGUGGGUCUCAUACAGACCUUUCUCCCACGCGGUCUGAGCAAGCCAGGGCAAAUCUGUCAGUCAACCAUGACCACGUGGUGGCACUACAGCUUCGCGGUCAUGUUGCUGAGCCGGUCUGAGGUAUUGACUGCUCACAUGGAGAGCAGCUUUACAGUAUUAUAGAGAACCCUGUGCGCUCAGUUGUUUUUAUUCAUUGUUGUUCCUCAUUAGAGUACCUCAGGUGACAGUGAAAGGUCAAAAUGUUGCCAUGUAAACCAGUACUUCUGUCUUUGCAUCUUGCAGGUCUUAGUUCCCUUUCUUGGAGAAAGGCAACACCUGUUCAAACACUUUCCGUCAGUGCAAUAUCGCCCAUCAAGUCAUUCAUCUGCUGCAUUGCAAGAGACUGUAUGGAUAAGAGUGUACAUAUGCAGUUACUGCUAAUUCUGUUGUCAGCUGUGUAUAUGUGUUUAUGAUAUGUACUGUAAAUUUUAUUUAUUAAAUUACAUUGUUACCUCAUAUAUUUCAGCAUGGAUUUUAACCCAUUUGUUCUGUCCAUGCUUAACUGAUUAAUAAAUCUCAUCAUUCCUAAAAGACCAACAUGUCGAGAUUACAAACUUAGUAUUUAUUAUUUCAGACCUUAUAAUUACUCAAAAUAAGUUCAUGUAUUGGCAUAUGAAACCCUCUGGUGAUUUUUCUCAUAAGUUUCUCACAAAGUCACGAAUACGCUGGUUGGGGAGUUGCUCUGGAGUCCAAAAAAGCAUAGCUGUGGGAGUCUGCUACUUAAUUUGGAGUCUGAAUCAUCAUAAACUGAUUGUAAAUUCUGCGGAUGUUGCAGUCAGAUCCUGUAACCUUUAGGUGUGAAUUAAAAAGCCAUUGUUGGUUAUAAUCAAACUCAUACUCUUGCUCUACGUUGCUGUUGCUCUGGCUCUACUGCUGGUGUCUAACAAAUGCCUUAUUAGAGAUAUCUUUUAAUUCUGCUUUUCAUGACCUGUAGACCACCAAAUAAUUUUGAAAUUGCGCUCUUAGUUUUUCAAGGAUGUCUGGCCAAGUC
Scatophagus argus is the source of this 4128-nucleotide messenger RNA. RefSeq names its product ATPase family AAA domain containing 1a (gene atad1a). NCBI's taxonomy places the organism in Eukaryota, Metazoa, Chordata, Actinopteri, Scatophagidae. The record is from RefSeq and is a predicted model, not a curated record. Gene Ontology annotation, cellular component: mitochondrial outer membrane. Gene Ontology annotation, molecular function: ATP hydrolysis activity; ATP binding. Bases 185 to 1333 code for a protein of 382 amino acids. The transcript has 10 exons.